This is a messenger RNA of Fonsecaea pedrosoi CBS 271.37, 630 nucleotides long. RefSeq lists its product as uncharacterized. The record is from RefSeq and is a predicted model, not a curated record. The transcript has 2 exons. The coding region runs from base 1 to 630 and encodes 209 amino acids. Lineage: Eukaryota; Fungi; Ascomycota; Eurotiomycetes; Chaetothyriales; Herpotrichiellaceae.
AUGAAUUACUUUUUUUCCAAUGACGCUGGUAGUCUUCAAGACGAGCCCAUUCUAGAAGUCUACGCGCGCUCUCAGGGGAACAGAGGACUUCGGCCAUUGCCAGUGGUGCGUGACGAGAAUGCCGACUGCUGCACCAUCACGUCUGCUCUUUACAACACCUACCGAUUGGACUUGACUUCGUACCCACCGGAGGAUGACUAUCCAUGCCAUCACGCAUCCCACAGCGCAAGAGUCGGGCUGUACCUCAACCGAGGUAUGAUCACAUACCCGGUCGCCUUCUGUGUACUUGAGGGCAGCGAGAUGGUCGCAGUCAUGACUGGAAAAGAAAGCUGCUGGUCAAAGCAGGUGACAGGCAACCGCAUAGCCGCCAUUGUCUCGUUGAGGUCCAAAGAAGAAUUAGAAGAGUUGGAGCGCAAGCAGGCAGCAGACUUUGAGAUAAUGUUGAGAGAAUGUGAAGAAGAGAGCCAGCGUGAGGCAGCAGAGUUUCGGGCCAUGGACGAGAGAGACGCGGCGCUCCAACGGCAACGUCAACAAGCUCAGCAGGCUCAGGCUCAACAAUCUCAGGCUCAGCGGGCUCAGGCUCAACAAGCUCAGGCUCAGCAAACCCAAGCUCACCGGCGUGCGCAGUAG